Rattus norvegicus (Norway rat) is the source of this 21237-nucleotide messenger RNA. The record is from RefSeq and is a predicted model, not a curated record. NCBI's taxonomy places the organism in Eukaryota, Metazoa, Chordata, Mammalia, Rodentia, Muridae.
GAGGGAGGGGGAGGAGAAAGCCCUGACAAGACAAGGAACAUCCAAACUGGUGGUUGAGUUUGUUUUCGACUGACCGUACAGCUCACCUUUAAGAGUAGUUUGUUUCCCCAGUGAAACCCACUUGGAGAAAACAAAAGAUUCAUUCUCAAGUGAUUAUCAAUUGGAGACAGAUCCGGGUUAGGGAUGGCGCAUGUGUCCACUUUUCCUUUCAGCUCUAGGGUCCCAACUGGUACAGACUGGUGCAUGCCCAGUGCAUGCUGCCUUAGACUCUGAGUUCACAUGUACAUGGAUUCUGUUGAAUUAGAACAUUUUUUCCUUGGUGUCCACUAUCCCUUCAAUCUCUUCCAAUCUUUCCUUCUCCUCUUCUGAGUUCUCUGAGCCCUGGUAGGAGGGACUUGAUGAACACAUCCUGUUCAGGGCCAAGUGUUCCAAGAACUCUCAGUCCCUGCAUAACGUCUGGCUGUCUCUGUGCCCUCAUCUGCUGCUGGAGAAAACUUCUGUAAUGAUGGCCAAACAAGGCGCCAAUCUGUGGGUGUGGUAGACUAUUGUUAGGAGUUAUUUUAUCACUACAUUUUCCUUUACCUUUUCUAGAUGAGCAUUAUUUGGUUUUACCCUAGGGUUUUGGGCUAUCUAGUCUCAGGUUCUUAGUCACCCAAGCUGUAUUAGCUAUGGGUUUCACCUCAUAGAUUGGCAAAUCAGCUCCUGGUUGGUUACAUCAAGUUUUGUGCCACCAUUGCCUUAGCAUAUAUUGCAAGUAGUAUCCACCAUUUCAGAUCAAAGGGUCUGUAACUGGGUCCGUGCUUCUGUUUCUUCUUUGGUAGCAUGCAGAGUACCUUCCUGUACCCAAGACACUAGAAUGUAGACGUGAAAGCUCCAUGCAGACGCCUGUCUGACUUCUCCAUGUUCAGUGAGUUGUGUAGGUGUUGUCUUCAGCAGUGGGGCUGAGCUGUCACUUUGUGGAGAGCACCCCAUAGUCUUGGCAACAGCCUGGGUUAUUUGAGGAUUCCAAUAAGACUCCUUUGACCAAUAACCCAUUUAGAUGUAAACCAUUCUUGGUACUGGAAGCUUCAUUUGGUGACAAGGGAUGUCCAGUUUGGGUUCUGUCUCCCCGUUAUUUGGUGAUUUAAUUUAGAUCAUCUUUAUAUAUGUAUAUAUUUUAGGAAGCCUCUGUUUUAUUAAACCUCCAUACUAGCCCUCAAAUGUCCCUUAAUUUACUGUUUCUUUGGGGACUCUAUCCCUUGUAUGCUGUUCUUUCCUCUCUUGCUUGAUCCUCCUGUUCCAGUCCUCCACACCUACAUCUGUCCAUAUCUACUCUAUUUAUUUCCCUUUCCUAGGGAGAUCUCUCUGCCACCCCCAAGUCCCUUAAGCCAUACUUAAUCACCGUGGUUCUACAGGUUAUAGCUUGGUUACUCCUGACCUAAAAGCUAAUAUCCACAAAGAAGUGACUUCAUACCAUAUUUGUCUUUCUGGGUCUGGGUACCUCACUCACAAUGUUUUUUUUUUUCUAGUUCUAUUUAUUUGUAUGCAAAUGUAAUGGCUUCACUUUUAAAGGCUUAGUAAUAGUCUAUUGUGUUCAUGUAUACAUUUUCUUCAUCCAUUAUUCUGCUGAGGGACAUCUAGGUUGUUUCUGAUUUCUGGCUAUUUUGAGUAAAGCAGCUGUGAAUAUGGUUGAACAAAUGUCUCUGUGGCAGGACGAAGCAUCCUUUGAGUCCAUUCCCAAGAGUGGUAGCUAGAUCUUGAGGUAGAUUGAUUUCCAUUGUGGCUGUACAAAUCCACACAACCCCCAGCAAUGGAUGAGUGGUCUUCUUAUUCCACAUCAUCAACAGUGUGAGCUGUCACUUAUUUUGUUUCUCUUAGCUAUUUAAAUGGGUGUAAGGUGAAAUCUCAAAGUAGUUUUGAUUUGCUUUUCCCUGAUGACUAAGGAUGUUGAACAUUUCUUUAAGUUGUCUCUUACCACUUGAAUUUCUUCAUUUGGGAACUCUCAGUUUAGCUCUGUACCCCAUAUAUUAAUUGGGUUAUUUGUUUCUUUAUAUAUAGUUCUUUUGAGUUCUUUAUAUAUUUUGGAUAUGAGCCCUCUAUUGAAUGUGUAGCUGGUAAAAAUCUUUCCCCAUUCUGUAGGCUGCCACUUUGUGUGAAUGACAGUGCCCUUUGCUAUGUGGAACUUUUUCAGUUUCAUAAGAUCCCGUUUAUUAAUUGGUGGUCAUAGAGCCUGUGCUAACAGUGUUCUGUUCAGGAAGCCUUUUCCUCUGCCAAUGAGUUCAAGUCUAUUUCCAUCUUCUCUUCUGUCUAGUUCAGUGUGUCUGGGUUUGGAUGGUGAGGUCUUUGGUCCAUUUGGAAUGGAAUUUUGUUCAAAGCGAUCAGUAUGGAUCUGUUUGGAUUCUUCUAUGUGCAGCCAUUUAGUCUGACCAGACCAUUCAUGGAAGAUGCUUUCUUUUUUACAGUGUGUAUUUCUGGCUUCAUUAUAAAAAAAAUAAGGUGUUCAUGGGUGUGUGGAUUUAUGCAUGGGUCUUCAGUUUGAUUCCAUUGAUCCGUGUGUUAAUUUUUCUGCCAAUACCAUGCUGUUUGUAUUACUUUAGCUUUGUAGUACAAUUUGAGGUUGGGGAUAACAAUACCUUUAGCAGUUCUUUUAUUAGUCAAGAUUAAUUUAAAUAUUCUGAGGUUUUUGUUUUGCUCUUUCCAUCUUCUGAUAGUUUCUUCAAUUUAUUUCUUCAACGUCUUAAAGUUUUUAUCAUACAGGUUCUUUACUUGAUUUAUUGGACUUAGAUUAUUUUAUAGAGUUGUAUAUUAUUUGAGGCUAUUCUGAAGGGUGUUGCUUCCCUGAUUUCUCCCCGGUCAUUCUUCAUUUGUACAUAGGGAGGCUGCUGAUUUUUGUGAGCUAAUUUUGUAUUCACUUACUUUGCUGAAGUUGUUUAUCAAGGUAUUGUCUGAGUUUCUCAGAGUAAUUGUUAUGAUACUAUUAUGUCAUCUGCAAAUAGUGAUAUUUUGACUUCUUCCUUUCCAAUUUGUAUACCCUUGAUCUCCUUUCCUUGUCUAAUUGCUCUAGCUAGAACUUCAAGUACUAUAUUGAAUAGAUAGGGAGAGAAUGGACAGUCUUGUCUUGUUCUUCAUUUUAGUGGAAUAGCUUUGAGUUUCUCUCAAUUUAAGAAAAUGUUGGCUAUUGGCUUACUGUAAAUUGCCUUUAUUAUGUUUAGGUAGGUCCCUUUUAUCUCUAAUCUCUUCAGGAAUUUUAUCAUGAAGGGAUGUUGGAUUUUGCAAAGGCCUUUUCUGCAUCUAAUGAGAUGAUCAUGUAAUUUGUUUAUAUAGUGAAUUACAUUUAUUAAUUUACAUAUGUUGAACCCUCCUUGCAUUUCUGGGAUGAAUUCUACUUGACAAUGGGUCAUCUUUUUGAUGUGCUCUUAGAUUUGUUUACAAGUAUUUUAUUGAAUAUUUUUACAUCAAUAUUCACAAGAGAAAUUGGUCUGCAAUUGUCUUUCUUUGUUUUAUAGUUAUAUACUUCGGAUAUCAGAGUAAAUAUGGCAGUAUUCCCUCUGUGGAAUAAUUUAAACAAAAUUGGCAUUAACUCUUCUUUGAAAGUCUUGUAGAAUUCUGUGCUGAAACUAUCUCGCUGUAGGCUAUUUUUGAUUGGGAGACUUUUAAUGACUGCCUCCAUUUCACUAGAAGAUUAUGGUUCUGUUUAAAUCAUUUAUCUGAUCUUGCUUUAACUUUGCAAGUAGUGCCUAUGGAGAAAAUUAUCCAUUUCUUUUAGAUUUUCCAAUUUGGUGGGGUAAAGUUUUCUUUGAGAGAGAAAACAUUGUUUACUGUUUUAAUUUAUUGAAAACUAAAACUUUCCAUCAAAUUACCUGAGAACUCAGGUAGCAGAGAUAUAUACAUGUACAUUCUUCACAGGUCUCAAGUUAGUUUUGUAAGGUUAUAAAAUUAUAUAUAUAUAUAUACAUAUAUAUAUAUAUAUAUAUAUGUGUGUGUGUGUGUGCGCGCGCACGCACACGCAUACUUGUGUGCAUGCAUGUGUAAGGAGAUAGUGGAAGUCAGGUAUGACUGACUGAGACACACACUGAUAACUAUUAGUCUUAUGCAGUUGUUGGCAAGACAGAACAUGCAUGGUCUUCACAGUCAGUUUCUUCACUGAGUCUCAUCCACAAACAUAAAAACCCAUAAACAGCUUCCUGCUCUGCAGUCCAAACACCUUGCCUGCACCAUAUACAUUCUGGUGGGUGAGCCUGCUCUAUCCAACUGUGUUUUCAAGCAGGAGGAUGCCUACUGUUCCCAUCACCUAUCCUUGUGGUUCUGCAUUUAGCACCUGCAGGUCGAUAUAUUGACCCAGAGGAGUGCUGGGACUGUUGGUUGGAGAGGGGGCUGCUCCUGCGCUCACUCUAAGUGUUUCUCCAUGGAGACUCAGCGAAUCUGUUUGCUUUUGUAUUUGUUUAAUCAUGAAGUACACGUUUUUAUAAUAUGCCCUUAAGAUUCUCUGGAUUCCUUUGGUUGUAUGUAUGUUGUUAUGUCUACCUUUACAGACCUGGAUUUCUUAACACACACACACACACACACACACAUACACACCAUCUUUCCCCUUUAGUCUGUUUUCUUCUUAUUGUUAGUUUUUAAGUUAAAAAAAAUCAAUUGAUCUAGAAGCUUUUUUUCUUAUUUUGUAAGUAAAUAGUCUUUGUUUGGGAGUGCUUCCCACUUUUUUUUAAUCUGUAUCAUUGAAUCUGACCUUGUAGGUUUAGGCUGCCCCUCCCCCACCCCUGCUCAGUUUAUUUUCAUUAAACGAUCACGUCAAAGCUUUACCCUUUCAUCUUUGUGUUUAAAAAGCUGCAACUGCUCUUUGGGUCAGGCUCUUGGCACCGUUGCCAGGAAUUCGUUGCCCAACUCAAGGUCAGAAGACAUUUCCCAGUGGUCCUUUCUAGAAUUUUCAUGGAUUAAUCUCUCCCAUUUAGCUCUACGGACCUUUCCAGUUAACUGUUGGGUGUCAUGUGUGGUGAGGGUCUAAGAUCUUUCUCUGGCUCCAUUUCGCCUGUUUAUCUCUAACCCCCCGGGGCCCCAAUGUUGAGAGGACCAUUUUCUAUCUCCAUUAAUUAUCUUGGCACCUUUGUCAAAAUUAAGCUGAUUGUUACAUAAGAGUUUAUUUCUGGACCCUUAAUUCUAUUCUGCUGAUUUAUAUGCCUAUCCUGUGCCAAUGCCACUAUUUUGAUUAAUGUAGCUUUAUAGUGAACACUGAAAUCAGAAGGUGUAAGUCCUCUGACUUUAUUCUGGGACAAAAUUGCCUUUUUGCAAUUCCUCUAUAUUUUUAUAUGAACUUUAGUACUAGUUUUUACCUUCCUGAAAUAGAUAUAUGCUGGCAUUUCAAUAUGGUUGAGUCAAUUUAAAGAUCAAUAUGGGGACAACACCAUCCUGACAAUAUUGGAUAUUUCAGUCUUUGAACAUGGAAUGUUUUCAUUUAUUUAUGCUGUUUUAAUUUCUCUCAGGAAUUUUAAAAUGGCUUCAGAGGAAUAUGUUGUUCAUUUUGCUAACUUUUUUUUUUUUUACUUUUGGAUACUUUAUAGGUGGAGUUUUUUAUUUUUCAAAUUUCACUUAAAAUUCAUUUGUUAUUAUUAAAACAUGUAAUUGACUUAUUCACACACAACACCCAAUUUCUCAGCACAGUUUUACUUUGUUUCCAAACUAGAAGACUUUUCUCUGUUUCCCUUUUGUCUUUUGACUCCCCCCCCCCCAUUUCCUUCUCUUCCUCCUUAGUUUUGUGCUUCUCUUACUGCAUUGGUUGGGUCCAUUCUCUUCAGUUAAAUAUUGAACAGACAUUUCUGAUCUUCCCAACAGAGGGAACAAACCAUUUACUGUUUGGGCAUAUGUUAUUAUUCGGUUUUAUAGAUGUCCGUGUCAGGUUGAGGACAUUCCCUUCAGUCUCUUUUUGCGGUUGUUAUGUAACCCAGGCUUGUCUGUAACUUGCCAUGUAGGCCAGGCCACCUCAAAUUUGAACUGAUCCUUUUGGCUCUGUCUUCCAAGUGCUGGGAUUACAGCUAUGCUCCCAUAUCAUUUUUUAAAUUUCCAUUCGAUAAUUUAUUAUUUCUUAAAAUCCUGAAUGAAUUUGGAAUUUUGCUAAAUGCUUUUCCUGUAUGUAUCAAAUCAAUUCUUCUUUAGGAUAUUGAUAUUAUAUCAGUAUAAUCUAUUAAAGGAUUUGACUUUUGGAUAUUAAACCAACCUUGCAUUUGAGGGGAAGAUUGAUCAAAUGGGUUGGUAGCACAUUGCUCAGUUGAUGUCAUGGUUUCAGGACUUCAGCAACAGAGCUCAACAUAGCUCAGAGGAGCUCUUAGAGCUCCAGGUAGCUUAUAGCAACAUCUCUUCUCCUUCACAGUUUGAAGGUCGGGAGUCCAAAAUCAAUGUGUCAGCAAAACUGUGCUCACAUCCACAGCUCUCAGGAUGCCCUGUUCUACCUUUUCAAUUUCUGGCAGCUCCCAGUAGCCCUUGGCCUCUGCAGAACUGCCACUCCAGUCUCUGCCUAUGUUUUCAUAUACACUUUCCCAUUUGGGUCCAAAUUUUCCUCUUCUUAUAAGGACAUCAGUUUUGAAUCACAACCUGCAAGAAAACAAAGUAUGAUUUUUCCUGUAUGAGUUUCUUCCAGCUGCUGUGACAAAUAGCUCCCUGGCUGAGGAGUUUGGCACAGCAGAAAUUCAUUGUCACAUUUCUGAGGAUCAGAAACACAAGAUCAUGAUGCAACAGGAUUGGCUUCUGGUGAGGCUGCUAUGGAGAAGCUUAUGAAGAGAGGCUCCCGGCCUCUCUUCAGUUCUGGGUGGUUGCUAACAGUCUUUGGUGUUCCUUGGGGUAUAGAAGCAUACCUCAGUCUGUUUUCAUCUUCAGUGGGUAAUCUCUGUUUAUGUCUGCAUCCAAAGUUUCUUUUUUCAGAAAGACUUGGUAGUGUUGCAUUGGGAUCCACCCUAUUCCAACAUUCUUUCACUGUAACUUGAUUACCUACAAAGAUUCUGUUUUUCCCCCUUCCCCAUCUUUUCCUUCUUCCCUCCCUCUUUUCUUUCAUUCUUACCCUCCCCCCUUUUUUGUAUUGAGGAUUAAACUCAGGGCCUUGAGCAUGUCAAGAAAGCACUCCACCAAUAAGCUAGAUUCAUGUUACCAAAGUCCCUAUUUCUAAAGAAGGUUUUGAGACCCAGGAAUUGAACAUUUUUGUUUUAUUAGAUAGCUUUGCUUUGUUGUGGCAACAAUACCUGUAAUGAACAACUCAGGGCUUCCAGUUGUGGUCUAUCAUGGUGGAAAGGCAUAGCUGAGCAGCUGAGCUCACUGGCACGAUACAGAGGUGGAGGUUGGCCAGACAGCAGAGAAUAAAGCCAGAACCAGAGUCCAGGUAGAAGAGGGUAUGGGAUACCCUGGGGCUGAUGUUAUGGAAACUUGGCAGUAUCGUGUGGGUUCUGGGAAUCCAACUCAGGUGCUCUUAACCACAUCUGGCCAGUCACGGUCAGAUUGCUCUUGAUCUUACUAUUAUUUCCGCUGAUCUUUUACAGGUAUGGUACCAAUGCUUGAUUGAUAGCAAUGUUAGCCAUUCUUAUUUGAUGAGUUUGCCUGAGAACCUAGAUUUAUAGCAAUAACAGUUCCCUCUUGGUGCUCAUAUUUGAAUAUCACUCAAUUAGAUGGUAAUCUCCAUGUGCAGCAUUUCCUGGCCUUUCUACUCUAAAAUCCUUUUUACUGGCCAGUGCCCUCAUGUUAGUUGUGGGUUCUUCCCAACUUCUAGAGUAGUUUUUACUUGUCUGAAUCUGUCAUGCAAUGUUUUAGCAUUCUGAGCAGUUGGCAGGUAUGCCUGGAGCUCUUCCAGUGUCUGCAAACUCAGACUCUUGGGCCCCAAGCUUCUGGAGAGGAACAGGGAGUACUGAAGCUUUGGAGGGGUGCUUGCUGGAGGUCAGUUAAGACAGGUUCUACCUGCCUAGAACAAAUGUAACUCAAGACGGAUGAUCAAAAUGUGAAUGCUUCACUCCUUCUCUAAAAGGGGAACAAGAAUACCCUUGGCAGGGAAUAGAGAGGCAAAGAUUAAAACAGAGACUGAAGGAAUACCCAUUCAGAGCCUGCCCCACAUGUGGCCCAUACAUAUACAGCCACCCAAUUAGACAAGAUGGAUGAAGCAAAGAAGUGCAGACCGACAGGAGCCGGAUGUAGAUCGCUCCUGAGAGACACAGCCAGAAUACAGCAAAUACAGAGGCGAAUGCCAGCAGCAAACCACUGAACUGAGAAUAGGACCCCCGUUGAAGGAAUCAGAGAAAGAACUGGAAGAGCUUGAAGGGGUUCGAGACCCCCAUAGGUACAACAACGCCAAGCAACCAGAGCUUCCAGGGACUAAGCCACUACCUAAGGACUAUACAUGGACUGACCCUGGACUCUGACCUCAUAGGAAGCAAUGAAUAUCCUAGUAAGAGCACCAGUGGAAGGGGAAGCCCUGGGUCCUGCUAAGACUGAACCCCCAGUGAACUAGACUGUUGGGGGUAGGGCGGCAAUGGGGGGAGGGUGGGGAAGGGAACACCCAUAAGGAAGGGGAGGGGGGAGGGGGAUGUUUGCCCGGAAACCAAAGAAUUAUUAUUAAGUAUUAAAUAAAUUAAAAAAAAUAAACUGAUUUCGAUUAGCCUAAAAAAAAAAAAAAAAAGAAGACAGGUUCUAGCACAGGGGACAGAUGGUGCUAAGUCUUAGCUUCUGCUUGUUGUUUGUUUAAGACAGAGUCUCACUCUAGCCCAGUCUGAAUUCUAGAAUUCAUUAGGUCACUCGAGCUAAUUUUGAACUGACCAAAGUCUUCUUGCCUCAGUCUCCUAAGUGCUGGUAUUGUAUGUGAGAACAGCUGUGCUAGGCCACUAUGUCCUACUAGUCAUAGGAAAGAAUCUGCUGGUGAUUUAAAGUUAACCAUCCAUCUUAACGUCAGAGACCACUACAGUCAUUCAAGUACGCCCAGCUGUCAACAUAAUCCUCACUUCAGUUUGCCCCAAUCACUUCUGAUUGCCCGUUCUGCUUUUUGUCUGGUCUUGUGGCUCUACCACCUGCUAAAAUCCUGCAGAUACUGUCUUUAGUGGAUAUGACUGAUGGCCAUCUAGCAUGCUCUUCAUGAGUUCCCUCAGAGAGCCCUUGCUUGUCAGAAUAAUAUGGAAGUCUCAAAGGAUCUGCUUCUAACGUUCAUAUCCAGUUGAACAUCUGAACUGUCAGGAGCCAUAAUAGGACAAAUUAAUAACCAGCACGUGAUCUUCCUGAGAUGGUCUGCUUCAGAUUAUAAUAUAAUCUGUGACAGAUUCGCUCUUAAAGGACAAGGUCCUAUGAGAAUUCAUCUUAGGAAAAAUUUCUGCUAUUAAUAUGAUUUUCCUGUUAUUUUUUUUAUUAACUUGAGUGUUUCUUAUUUACACUUCGAGUGUUAUUCCCUUUCCCGGUUUCCGGGCAAACAUCCCCCUAAUUCCUCCCCCUCCCCUUCUUUAUGGGUGUUCCACCCUCCCCCCAACAAUCACGUUCACUGGGGGUUCAGUCUUAGCAGGACCAAGGGCUUCCCCUUCCACUGGUGAUCUUAUUAGAAUAUUCAGUGCUACCUAUGAGGUCAGAGUCCAGGGUCAGUCCAUGUAUAGUCCUUAGGUAGUGGCUUAGUCCCUGGAAGCUCUGGUUGCUUGGCAUUGUUGUUCAUAAGGGGUCUCGAGCUCCUUCAAGCUCUUCGAGUUCUUUCUCUGAUUCCUUCAACGGGGGUCCCAUUCUCAGUUCAGUGGUUUGCUGCUGGCAUUCGCGAUUUUUCUGUUAUUAUUAAACAUAUAUACCAAUAACUAGAUAUUAGCCCCACCCUUUUGGAGCAUAUCUCUGCAGAUCUAUGAAGAUGUACUGUUUUGUAGUGAUGCAAUAUAGACAAAUAGAUGGCUUAAGUCUUAAUGAUGACCCUAUAAGAAUUCCUAAAAUUAUACCAGCGAUUAUUAAGCUCUAUUAUAGUGGGACUGCUAUUAGGUCCUUUUCUGAUAGUCAAAUCUGCAAUGAGAACUCUGCCAGUUUCCCAUGUAUCACCAUAUAAUUGCUCUUAGAUGGUAACCAGACUUUCUCCUACUCAAAGCACAUUCCAAGGGACUGUAAAACAAUUAACCAAAGGUCAUAAAAAGGGAACUAACCAUUUAUUAUAGGUGCUAGAACAGAAGAUAAAAUAUUGUCUGGGUUUAUCUAUACAAAACUUCACUAAUAACUUAGUUAUGGUCUUAAACCUUCAGUGAAUCUGUGGAGCUGUGACAGGUGAUGGAUGUUUAGCCAGAUAAUUACUCCUAAUGGAUAUGCAUGUAAUAUGUAACAUUGUCUGUUGUUACCCCCAUUCCCAGUUUCCCCUCCAGAAACCCACUAUCUCAUCCCUCCUCUCCCUGCUUCUAUGAGGAUGCUCCUCCUACACUGGGGCAUAGAGCCUUGACAGGACUAAAGGCCUCUCCUCCCAUUGAUGCCCAACAAGGCCAUCCUCUGUUACAUAUGUGGCUGGUGAACUUUUUAACGUGUGAUUAUGUAUUCUGAAAGGUGUAUAAGUACUGAGGACAAAGAGAAGAGAGAAGAAUAUUUUGCUUUUCCCUGCUUAGAGAAGAAGUUUUUCCCUUUCCCUACUUAGAAGAAUUUUUCCCUUUCCCUGCUUAGGAUCUUUCUGCUUUCCCCCUUUUUCUUAAAUAGCUUUAAUAGGAAACUUUUUACAACUUAGUAAUAAACUCUAUAAUCACUUUUCAAAGUAUCCCUUUUUUCUUCAUGGGAUUUCCUAGACUGUGCAGUUCCUAGUUAGUUCCUAGUUAGUUCCUAGUUAGUUCCUAGAUAGGCCAGCACAGUUCCUGCUGAGAUAGUACAAAGGCUUCACUUAAACCUUUGCUGUUUUAGGAAGAGGUGCUAUCAGAGGAUCACAGAAGGCAGGUCAGCUACAGUAGCAAGGUAACUUAGACUUGGAUAAGUAAACUUUAUUAUACAGCAACCCUAAAUACCUUGUAAGACCAAGUCUUACCUUCCGCUGAUGCUCUUCCCCCUCUGCUGCCUCAAGAAGAACCAACAGCCACCCCUCCCCUUUCCCUAGAACUUCCCGGUUUCUACUUUCUGCACAGUCUUAGAACUGUCUCUUGGGAAAGGCUUCCCUCGUUUUGCUUCUCAUCCAUCUCUUUUGCCUCCAACAUACUGAUCAUUCUCCAGGGACCACAGCCACUGCUCCUGUCCUCUGGUAAAGGUGCCACUUCCCUCUGUGCUCACAGAUCAUCUCGUUUUUCUAAGGUCCCUGUGUGGCCUACUUGCUAAUGGUAAUCAGUAAGACUAAUGUAUCUAUUCCAUCAUAAGCUUCCUUGGGGGAAAGGCUUCUACUCUGCUUUUUCCUGAACACUUUGCUUGAUUCCUGUAUAUAUCAGUGCUUCAGAGCAUUAGUAAGAAUGAUGAGCUAUUGUCCAAAGAAGCUAUCAUGAAUCAAUCAUGACUUUUGAGAGUCAUAUCCAUACUAAAACAGCCUGAUUCUUUAUGUGUAGAAAAACAUUUUUCUACAGCAUUUUCAGAAAAACUAUUAAUCAGGCAUGGAGGGAUGGCUCAGUCGUUAAGAAGUACAGUUAUCCCUGAAGACCUGAGUUUGUUUCUAAGCACCCAUGCCUGGUGUCUCACAACUGUCGUAACUCAAGCACCAAGUGAUCUGAUGUAUUCUUCUGAACUCCCCUUUCACUGUACCCAUGUGUACAGAGUCUCACACAUGCAUGCAAAGAAUUUAAAUUAAAAUAUUUAACAAACUCGGUGCUGAUUAGUAACUCAUUAGCUGGGAAUCAUGCUCGAUUUCCUUUACUACAGUGUGAAGCUCAGUCAUACAGCUGCUCUCAGAUUGGGCCAUAAAGAGAAGUGUGUAUAACCCACACAUUCUAUACCUCUCUAUCUGAAUGACUUCUCUGAGAACAGGAACCAACUGUUUUCUUGUUGGAACUUUGAAACUUCUGGUUUUAUAUGGGAUUUGAGACCUUUCACAUUUGAUUUCAUGUGGCAUAUGCUCUUAUUAAGUAAUGGAAAAGGUCUCCUUAAGCAGCUACAUGUCAUAUAGUGCCAGAUUGAUGCACACAACCUCAAGUUUCUAUCUCUAUCAUAAGAUAAAAGUCCAAAGAACUGCUCAAAAAUAUGUUUCAGAUAAUGCUUCUCAUUUCUUGUAUCUCGGAGACACCACAAGGAUUAAGCAGUUUCCCAUGCCCAAGCUGGGACAGAUGCUCAAACCUUGUGUUGCCAAGAGCAUUAGGUACCAGUUCCUAGAUGCGUUUUCAUGGUUAUAAUGUAGGAGAACCACCAGCAACGUUCAGAAUCUCCAGGAGAAGAAUACUCCAAAAUUGCUAUUAUAAUUCUGUUAGAAAUAGCUCAUGAUUAUAACCAGCACAUAGUUUUCCUAAGUAUGAGCAAAAUCAUCAUCCUUCAUAAAAAGCAAUUAUCCUUUCUCUCCAAACAUUUCUGUGACAGUUUAUUAUCAGAUUCCAUAAUGUAAAAUAGGUUUGUCCACCUAAGACUUAUGAUAAAUAAGAUGUUAGUGGUAGACAAAGAAUUUGAAGACAUUUGGGCUUUUAUGUUCUCUACCUAUUUCUUCAUCAAACUCUUCUAUUCGGUAAACAUUUAUUGAUAAUCCUUUUGUACCCGACGUUGGAAAAAAAUGGUUGAAUAAAGCUGUGUGUCUUCCUAGGGAAAUGCUAUUCCAGAUGGAAGGAUUGGGUUUAUCUAAAAACAAACAAACAAACAAAACAAAACAAAACAAAAACCAAACAAACAAAUAAGAUGAGGUGGAGUCAGAAAAAUACCACAAUUAAUUUUUGGAGACAUUAUCAGAAAAGUUUUCUUCCUGCCAGGAAAGAGAAUACUGAGUGAUAACAUGGACUCAGUACCCAUGCCAACCCAUUUUUACUGGUAGAACCUAUGGUGGUGGGCAGAUAUGCAACUAGAAAUCCAAGAAAGAACAAUGACUUGAGGAUAAAUUGUUGGAGCAAAAAGAAAGCAUUUACUUGAAAAACUAGAAAACUAAAGAAUAAGAAGCCUAUCACCAUCAAAGACCAUCUUGCCUACGUGAGCAGGUAUAAGGCUGAUACAGGAAACUAUAGGAGGCAUGUCAGAAAGGCAGACACAAGGAAACUGCAAAUUUGGGGGCUUGCUGUUCUCAUACAUAGGCUACUAAAACCCAUGGGCCACUGGAUAUUGUGGGUUCUUAAAGAGAGGGCAGUGAUUAGAAAGCUGUGUGACUCACGUCUUCUUAGUUCCUUUCCUCAUUCAUAGUUAAGAGCAUGGUUAGUUCUUCGGGUAACCAAGCUAUCUUUUCUUGGGAAAACAAAUCCUACCUGUGGUGGCUUGAAUAGAUUCAGUCCCUAUAGACUCAUGUGUUUGAAUGCUUGGCUCAUAGGGAGAGGCAUUGUUAGGAGAUAGGGCCUUGUUGGAGUAAAUCUUAACUUGUUGUCUGUCACUGUAGGGGUGGGGUUUGAGGUCUCCUAUGCUCAAGGUAUACUAGUGUGUUACACAGUCUCCUGCUACUGCCUGUGGAUCUGAAUGUAGAACUCUCAGCUCCUCCAGCACCGUGUCUGCCUGCGCACUGUCAUGCUUUCUGCCACGAUGAUAAUGGACUACAUCUUUGAAACUGCAAGCCAGCGAGCGCCAAUUAAAUGUUUUCCUUUAUAAGAGUUUCUGUGUCUCUGGCUCUCCACAGGAAAGGAAACCAUAAGACACUACCUUUCCCCGAUGACCAAGAUAGACAGGGACAAGGACCUUCCCCUUGGAGGACAGGGGAGGUAACCGAAAGGCAACUGUAAAAGACAAAGAACUUUGUCAACACGAGGAUGACUUGACAGAGGAAACUUUCAAUGAGGACUGCAGAGUGCCACUGGAUUUCAGAGCUGCAUGAGAUCUUGGAGUAACCUCUUCUCACUACUGUGAUUGAACCCAAGGUGAAGUGCAGACAGGAGACAGGAAUAACUGGAGAAUGUCUCAGGAAUAUAGCAUCCUGGGAAGAGGAGGGGCUGGCCAGCAGGCUGGGUUUUUCAGUGUGUAUUAAAUCCAGGCCUUAUUAAACAGGGUCUAAAGAUUUCUAAGGAACAGAGAAAGCUGCUCCUGGUGUCAGCAGGAGUCUUGGAGUAACCUCUUCUCACUACUGUGAUUGAACUGUGUCUCAUGGCUUGUGAAACGCUCAUGGAGGUUUUUACAGAUCUCUUACUGAAUCUGAGACUCACCAGUUUGUUAGACUGUCUGGCCAAUGACCUCCAGGGAGCUGCUGGUCUCUAUCUCCUCUCAUCAUCCUUCAGUACUGCCAUUGCAGGUGCAAGCCACCACACCUGGUUUCAGGUAGAUUCUGGGUACCUGAGCUCUGGUGAGGCCCUUCUGAGCUGUACAAGUUAAACGUUUACAACCCUAAGUCUCUAUCUCUCUCUCUUUCUUUUUUUAUUGUCAAGAGACCCAUGAAAGGGAGGUCUUGUACAGAGGGUUAUUUAUCCUCAAAUAUAAGCUGGGUUUCAGCAGUCUUGUCUGGCAACAUCUCAGACAGCAGACGGAAGGUUGGCCCCAGAGACUCGGCACUAUGCUGCUAAGAGCCAUAGUAGAGUUUGGUCAUUUCUCAGUGCUGGGAGUUCUGUAAUUCUCGAAACAAGAGCAUUCUAAAUAAGAUCACAGCGUGUAUCACCAACAUUGAAACAAAGCUAGAGUAUUCUGAACACACACAGUUUAAUUAUCACAUUUCUUCUAACGGAUUUUUAAAUCAUUACAGUUCUGCCUCACCCACCGGUGUUUAGUAAGUGGAAAGGAAGGUCACCGUAUCUGAGUGAGGUGGGGAGUCUUCUCACCCGUGGAGACAGGCUCAUGUUUGUCUUCGUCCCUAGUGAUUGAGAAGCACAGAUCAUUCAGGAGGGGAGCUUGUAUUGGCUGUAGUAUGUACUCUGAGACGCUAAAAGUGGGAGAGAAAAAAAUGCAACUGUCUAGACAGGAAGUGAGCCAUCUCUUCCUGUAAUAGUUUGUCUAGUACACAGAGUGAGGAUUACUUCUGUCACCUACUUUAUUUUUUCAUGUAUGUUUAUGUGUGUGGUGCUUGCAUAUGAGUGUAGGAGUUUACCUGUCACAUUAUGUGAAGGCCAGAGCAGGAUGCCCUGUGUUCUUUUCUAUUGUUUUCUGUCUGAUGGCCCCAAGAAAGGGUCUCUCAUGAGCCAGAAAGUUACUAUUUUGGCUAGGCUGGUUGACCAGCAAGCUCCUGGGACUUGUUGUUCCCUACCUCUUCCCCACUGGAGUUACAGCCAUGCACAGCCAUGGAAGCUUCUCACAUGGGUACUGGGGAUUUGAACUUAGAUCUUCAUGCUUGUACUUCAUGCAUCAACUAUUCUUAACCACUGAGCCACCUCCCCAGCUCCUUGAACAUUUUCCUGAUUACACUCUCAGUGCUGUGCAAGUAUCCUGCUUAUCCACUCACAACUUUAUGUAAAUUAAAGAAAAUAUGUUGCAUAUUCAAAGUGAUAUAUCCUGCUGACAGUGGAUUAAUAAUGCCUAAUAAUUUUCUAAGAGAAAUUUUAUAUAGUUGCAUUGUAUAUCAUAUGUGCAUUAUAAAUAAUGUACUAAUACAGACUCAGCCUUCUCAUAAAUUUGGCAUUAAUACAUUUCUCUGCUUCUGUGACUAGCAGUUAGAACACAAGAAUGUGGUUAGAAGAAUGAGAAAGGAGCAUAUAAAUACCAAUAAAAAUAAUUAUCUAUAAUUAUCUGUUGGCAUGUUAAUGAGCUCUCUCUCUCUCUCUCUCUCUCUCUCUCUCUCUCUCUGUGUGUGUGUGUGUGUGGUGUUUUAAUUUCCAUUAAGUUGUGGGCAAAUUAAAGAUCAUUAACUGUCCACAAAAAUGCUACAAUGUUAUUUUUCCCCAGUGGUAUAGUUUGUGUACAAUCACGUGCAUGGGCAGAGGAUGAAAAUAACUGAGAACUUCGGGUGGUCCUGUCAAUGUAAACAGUAUCUAUUUCUUUACUCCAGUUAGUUGCCCCCUGUUCCUUUCAGAUCAACUCUGCCCUUCUCAAGGCAACUGCAGUUUAGACUUUUAUCAUGGCUGUGAUGUCUAGUUUUGGAAUUUCGUGUAAAUUCCACUGUAUUCUUCGGCAUAUGGCUUCUCUCAAGAAAUCUCUUGAGGCCCUUGAUGUUUUAUGUACUGGUGACAUAUUGCUUGCUCCCUUGAACUGUUUGUUUGCUGAGUAGAUUAGUUGUCUGAGAAUGCAAUUGUUUUCUUUCAAAAGAAAACUUGGGUUAUGAUUGAUUGGUGAAAGGAGUGUCAUGAACACUCCUGUGGAAAUAUUUAGUGGCCAUAUGGCUUUUGUUGUUGUUGUUUUACUUUGGAUUAGGUGCCCAGAAAUAGAUUUACUCUUCAUUACUCUGUCUGUCUGUCUGUCCGUCCGUCCGUCCGUCCGUCCACCCAUCUAUCCGUCCGUCCACCCAUCUAUCCGUCCGUCCACCUAUCUAUCUAUCUAUCUAUCUAUCUAUCUAUCUAUCUAUCUAUCUAUCUAUCUAUCAUCUAUCUAUCAUUUAUCAUUUAGUGUUUGUGUAUGUGUACCUGCACACACAUUGGUGUGCUCUACUCCAUAUGUGGAGGUCAGAUAUAACCCAGGGAAGUCUAUUCUCUCCUUCCAUCAUGUGGGGUCUUGAAAUCAGGCAAGCACCAUUUUUGUAGCCUACUAAGAGAUUUCAUUGGCCCCAAAAUGAAUUAUAUAAAACUUUCCAGUAGAUUUAUUUAGUUUUGAAAGAGAAAACUUAGCAAACAUUAGUCAUAACAUCUGCUAUAUAAAGGUUAUAAUACCCUUCAAGGACAAGAAGUCAAUGUCAAAAUGUUUUGGUAUUUUUUAUUUUUUAAUUAAUAAAUUUAUUUGCACCCUGAUCACAGCUUCCCCACACCUCUCCUCCCAGUCCUUCCCUCUCCUUCCCCCUUUCCUCACCCCUCCUACCCUUUCUCCUUAGAGAAGGGAAGGCUUCCCAUGGAUAUCAACCAGCUUUGUCAUAUCAAGUUCAGUACAACUAGGCACAUCUUCUAUUGAGCCUAGAUAAUGUAGUCUAAUUAAGGGAAAGUGAUCCAAAGGUAGGCAGCAGAGUCAGAAGCAGCCCUUGCUCCUACCGUUAGGAGUCCUAUAUGAAGACCAAGCUGCAUAUCUGUUACAUAUGUGCAAAGGGGCUAGAUCCACCCCAUGCAUGUUCCCUGGUUGGUGGUUCAGUCUUUAUGAGCCUCCAUAGGCCCAGGUUAGUUGAUUCUGUAGGUUUUCUUGUGGUGUCCUUGAGCUCUCUGGCUCCUUCAAUCCUUCCUCUCCUUCUUCUACAAAAAUCCCUGAGUUCCACCUAACGUUUGGCUCUGGUUCUCUGCAUCUGUUUCCAUCAGCUGCUGGGUGGAGUCUUUCAGAGGACAGUUAUGUCAGAAUCUUGACUACAAGCAUAGGAGAACAUCAUGGAUGGUGUCAGGGCUUGGAAUCUCUUUCAUGGCAUGGGUCUCAAAUUGGGCUGGUCAUUGGUUGGCUGUUUCUUCAAUUUCUGCUCCAUCUUCAUCCCUGCACAUCUUGUAGACAGGACACAUUGUCACUGGUUCUGUGGCUGGGUUGGUGCCCCUAUUGCUAGGAGUCAUAAGUUUCUGGGGGGUUUCCCUUUUCCUAGGUUUCUAGUUCAUCCCAGAGAUGCUCCCAAACCCACCGAUCCCAGUUCUCUCUCCCUGGUUUCUCCCCUUCCUUCCUCCUCAUACUUGAUUCCUCCUGUUCCUCUCUCCAGCCCUCUCCUCAUCCCCUCUCUCCACUCUCUUUGUCUAUUGUAUUUUCUCUAUUCAGUGAUAUUCAAGCAACCUCCCUUAGGUCCUCCUGGCUACUUAACUUCCACAUUUCACCUUGGACAUUGAAAAUAAGACUUCUUGUAUGUAGUCAAUAAGCCCUCAACAUUUUAGGAAAGAUUUAAAACAGCAAAUGGCAAAGAUCUCACUAGUGUUUUACCUUUGCCUAUGAUCCAGCCCCCAGGGUGCUUUGUUGGCAAUCUUACUUCCUUAGAGUUAUCAUGACAAUGAUGCCAGAAGUCUGCAGCAUUUUUCUGAAAUGUUGAUUAAUGUUUAAGAUUCUGUGUUUCAAAUUUCAUGUGAGAUUUUUAGAAGUUAGAAGUAUUUCAUUUUAGCAAUAACAUCUUUAAUUUUAUCUGACAAGAUUGUAAGUAAAGUCUUUUUUUCUCAUGUUACUCGAGGAAUCCUUUUCACAUAUUCAAGAACUUUUCUUGUUUCAUGUAGUAAUCAGCCCCAUGAGACCACCAUGCCUUUGUCCAGACAGCCGGAAGGGUCAUCCUGGCACCACCUUUGUUACUUUAAGAAAGAGGAGGCUGGAAGUCCCACACCCGCGGAUCCCGGCCCGCAGCAGCUCUCUGCUCCCAGACCCGGUGAGAGAGAGACCCAACCGCCUGGUCAGGUGGGCACUCCUGAGGCUGCAGAGUGGAAGAGACCAACAACACUGCUCACCCCUGCCCACAUCCCUGGCCCAAGAGGAAACUGUAUAAGGCCUCUGGGCUCCCGUGGAGGAGGGCCCAGGAGCAGCAGGACACCUGCCUGAGACACCACCGGAACCGGAAAGAAACAGACCGGAUAAACAGUUCUCUGCACCCAAAUCCCGUGGGAGGGAGAGCUAAACCUCCAGAGAGGCAGACAAGCCUGGGAAACCAGAAGAGACUGCUCCCUGCACACACAUCUCAGACGCCAGAGGAAAAAGCCAAAGACCAUCUGGAACCCUGGUGCACUGAAGCUCCCGGAAGGGGCGGCACAGGUCUUCCUGGUUGCUGCCGCUGCAGAGAGCCCCUGGGCAGCAACCCACGAGCGAACCUGAGCCUCGGGACCACAGGUAAGACCAAAUUUUCUGCUGCAAGAAAGCUGCCUGGUGAACUCAAGACACAGGCCCACAGGAACAGCUGAAGACCUGUAGAGAGGAAAAACUACACGCCCAAAAGCAGAACACUCUGUCCCCAUAACUGACUGAAAGAGAGGAAAACAGGUCUACAGCACUCCUGACACACAGGCUUAUAGGACAGUCUAGCCACUGUCAGAAAUAGCAGAACAAAGUAACACUAGAGAUAAUCUGAUGGCGAGAGGCAAGCGCAGGAACCCAAGCAACAGAAACCAAGACUACAUGCCAUCAUCGGAGCCCAAUUCUCCCACCAAAACAAACAUGGAAUAUUCAAACACACCAGAAAAGCAAGAUCUAGUUUCAAAAUCAUAUUUGAUCAUGAUGCUGGAGGACUUCAAGAAAGACAUGAACACACUUAGGGAAACACAGGAAAACAUUAAUAAACAAGUAGAAGCCUACAGAGAAGAAUCACAAAAAUCCCUGAAAGAAUUCCAGGAAAACACAAUCAAACAGUUGAAGGAAUUAAAAAUGGAAAUAGAAGCAAUCAAGAAAGAACACAUGGAAACAACCCUGGAUAUAGAAAACCAAAAGAAGAGACAAGGAGCUGUAGAUACAAGCUUCACCAACAGAAUACAAGAGAUGGAAGAGAGAAUCUCAGGAGCAGAAGAUUCCAUAGAAAUCAUUGACUCAACUGUCAAAGAUAAUGUAAAGCGGAAAAAGCUACUGGUCCAAAACAUACAGGAAAUCCAGGACUCAAUGAGAAGAUCAAACCUAAGGAUAAUAGGUAUAGAAGAGAGUGAAGACUCCCAGCUCAAAGGACCAGUAAAUAUCUUCAACAAAAUCAUAGAAGAAAACUUCCCUAACCUAAAAAAAGAGAUACCCAUAGACAUACAAGAAGCCUACAGAACUCCAAAUAGAUUGGACCACAAAAGAAACACCUCCCGUCACAUAAUUGUCAAAACACCAAACGCACAAAAUAAAGAAAGAAUAUUAAAAGCAGUAAGGGAAAAAGGUCAAGUAACAUAUAAAGGGAGACCUAUCAGAAUCACACCAGACUUCUCGCCAGAAACUAUGAAGGCCAGAAGAUCCUGGACUGAUGUCAUACAGACCCUAAGAGAACACAAAUGCCAGCCCAGGUUACUGUAUCCAGCAAAACUCUCAAUUAACAUAGAUGGAGAAACCAAGAUAUUCCAUGACAAAACCAAAUUUACACAAUAUCUUUCUACAAAUCCAGCACUACAAAGGAUAAUAAAUGGUGAAGCCCAACAUAAGGAGGCAAGCUAUACCCUAGAAGAAGCAAGAAACUAAUCGUCUUGGCAACAAAACAAAGAGAAUGAAAGCACACAAACAUAACCUCACAUCCAAAUAUGAAUAUAAAGGGAAACAAUAAUCACUAUUCCUUAAUAUCUCUCAACAUCAAUGGCCUCAACUCCCCAAUAAAAAGACAUAGAUUAACAAACUGGAUACGCAACGAGGACCCUGCAUUCUGCUGCCUACAGGAAACACACCUCAGACACAAAGACAGACACUACCUCAGAGUGAAAGGCUGGAAAACAACUUUCCAAGCAAAUGGUCAGAAGAAGCAAGCUGGAGUAGCCAUUCUAAUAUCAAAUAAAAUCAAUUUCCAGCUAAAAGUCAUCAAAAAAGAUAAGGAAGGACACUUCAUAUUCAUCAAAGGAAAAAUCCACCAAGAUGAACUCUCAAUCCUAAAUAUCUAUGCCCCAAAUACAAGGGCACCUACAUACGUAAAAGAAACCUUACUAAAGCUCAAAACACACAUUGCACCUCACACAAUAAUAGUGGGAGAUUUCAACACCCCACUCUCAUCAAUGGACAGAUCAUGGAAACAGAAAUUAAACAGUGAUGUCGACAGACUAAGAGAAGUCAUGAGCCAAAUGGACUUAACGGAUAUUUAUAGAACAUUCUAUCCUAAAGCAAAAGGAUAUACCUUCUUCUCAGCUCCUCAUGGUACUUUCUCCAAAAUUGACCAUAUAAUUGGUCAAAAAACGGGCCUCAACAGGUACAGAAAGAUAGAAAUAAUCCCGUGCGUGCUAUCAGACCACCACGGCCUAAAACUGGUCUUCAAUAACAAUAAGGGAAGAAUGCCCACAUAUACGUGGAAAUUGAACAAUGCUCUACUCAAUGAUAACCUGGUCAAGGAAGAAAUAAAGAAAGAAAUUAAAAACUAUUUAGAAUUUAAUGAAAAUGAAGAUACAACAUGCCCAAACUUAUGGGACACAAUGAAAGCUGUGCUAAGAGGAAAACUCAUAGCGCUGAGUGCCUGCAGAAAGAAACAGGAAAGAGCAUAUGUCAGCAGCUUGACAGCACACCUAAAAGCUCUAGAACAAAAAGAAGCAAAUACACCCAGGAGGAGUAGAAGGCAGGAAAUAAUCAAACUCAGAGCUGAAAUCAACCAAGUAGAAACAAAAAGGACCA